Messenger RNA from Nylanderia fulva, 2531 nucleotides. The record is from RefSeq and is a predicted model, not a curated record. Lineage: Eukaryota; Metazoa; Arthropoda; Insecta; Hymenoptera; Formicidae.
GCAGAACCCUUCAGACAUCGAACUUUGCUCUCUGUUUAUUUUCGCUAUGUUUAUGGAUUGGCAUUCUAAGAGCUGAACCUCAAAUUGUAUAAAAUGCACUUUAUUGCGUCUGUACGAUUUGUCGUGAAGAUUAGAAUGAUGCGGUAAUAUUUUAUUAUAUACGAAUCUUGCUGAUUCUUUUCUUUGAGAUAUGUAUUGUGAGAUUGUACGUAAGAAUUUAAUAGAAAAUUCGUUAAAGUCGAUCAACAAGCAAUAGCUAUAUAAAUAUGUCGACGAUGGAAGGUUCGCUCAGCAAGUGGACAAAUGUUGUUAAUGGAUGGCAAUAUCGAUGGUUUGUUUUGGAUGACAACGCUGGCCUUCUAUCAUAUUAUACGCAAAGAAAAAUGAUGCGCGGAGCCCGUCGUGGUUGUGUCCGAUUGAGAGGUGCUAUUAUUGGUAUCGAUGAUGAAGAUGACAGUACAUUUACUAUCACAACAACUUCUUGCAAGGAUGAUCCAAAAACAUUUCAUUAAACACGGAAUGGCGAAGAAAGGGAACGCUGGGUUCGUGCACUAGAAGAUACGAUACUUCGUCAUUCUCAUACGAGAUGGGACCAAAAAUCACCUCCUAAACAGGAUUUUGAUCGCAAAGUAGCAGAGGCUGAUGUCUAUCUUCAACUUUUAAUUGACCAAAUUAAAUUAAUCGAAGACAAAAAUGCAGCUGAAAAUGAAGAACAACAAGAAAAGUAUUCUACUAUUUUGUUACAGGCUAAUGCAAUGCUUAAUUCCAUUAAACAUACUAUUGUCCAAUUACAAAUUGCAAAGAACACAGCAAUACCUGUUAAUGGGAUAUAUAGAGGACCAUCAAAUUCUAUACAUGUCUCACCUCAACUCCCUCAUGUUGCAGCUGGAGCACCUGAAGCAACAGUGCAAACUGGUAUCGAAUUAGGUUCUGAAUGCAUGGAACCAAGAGUAUCUAUCUUACCAAAUGUUGUAGACAGAGAUUUACCAGUACCACAAUUCUCAUAUUCAUCAUCCGAUGAGGACGAUGAUUACUUUGAUGCCGCAGACGAAAUACCAACUCCAAUUGUUCAGAAUCAUAUUACUCUUUGUCAAGAUAACGAACGAUUAUACUCAUCCGUGGAAAAUGCAGGAGAUAAACGCAAAGAGAAAACGCCUCUACCGCCCAUCAAAGGCGAUGGAUCAGUAGAUUAUGAUGCUCUUUACGAAGAAGAAAGCGAAACAGAAAUGGAUUCUAUGGAGAGUCAUGGCUCGGUCGUGACUCAUCUUCUGUCUCAAGUAAAGAUUGGUAUGGUGACAAAGUUUGCCUUACCAACAUUUAUCCUAGAACGCAGAUCACUCCUUGAUUACGCUGAUUAUUUUGCUCAUCCUGAUCAAUUUGUGAGCAUCGCAGAUAUGCCUACACCUCGAGAGAGAAUGGUGCAAGUAAUUCUGUAUUUGUGUAGUUUUCACGCAGGACGUAAAUCGGGUGUAGCUAAAAAGCCAUAUAAUCCUAUAUUAGGUGAAAUUUUUCGAUGUCAUUGGAAUAUAUUGAACGUUAAUUCUUCUGAUAAUGCUACAGAUCAUAGCAGCAAACUUGCAUCAGAUGGUCCUGUACCAUGGUGCAAAAAAACCACCUUGCUUUUUCUCGCUGAACAAGUUUCUCAUCAUCCGCCAGUUAGUGCAUUUUAUGCUGAGCAUGUUGGAAAAAUAAGUUUUGGAGCUCAUGUUUGGACAAAGAGCAAGUUCUUGUUUAAGUAUAGGGUACACAAUGUGGGAAAGGGUUGGGUAAAUGUGUUGCAACACGGGGAGGAAUACGUUUUAACUUUUCCUAAUGGCUAUGGCAGAUCUAUCCUCACUAUACCAUGGUAGAAUUAAGGAGGACUGUAAGCAAUAAAUUGUUUACAAACUGGCUACCAUGCAACGGUAGAAUUAACGAAACCUUUUUAAAAACGCCGCGGUAAACGGAACCGGAUUUACAUGCAAGCAUUUCAUUCAGCAGGUAAAGAGAAAAAACCGUUUCUUAUUAUAAACGGAGAAUGGUCGGUGCAUGGAAGCAAAAUGGGCGGAUUGUGUAAGUUGAAAUACUACGUAGUUAUUAACGGGAAGUGUGAAAUCUUUGCGGAUGUGAGAACUUGGUACAGAAAGGAAAUUAGUUAAGAAGUAUGCGAGCAAGAAGAGUACGAGUCACGAAAGGUUUGGCGCGAUGUAACAGUUGGUCUACGUAUCAAUGAUAUGGAUAAAGCUACAGCGGCAAAAUGUGCAAUUGAGCAAAAACAACGAGACGAAGCGCGUUUUCGGAAGGAGAAUAAUAUAGCGUGGCAAACGAAACUUUUUAAGGAAACCAAAGAUGGUGGUUGGAUGUACAUAAAACCUCUUGUAGACAGAAUAUGUAGUUCUAAUGAUCAAAUGAAUGUCACGUAGCAUAAUAUGCUAUUACAUGACACAACAGAUACAGCACAUUAUUAGAGGAAAGACCAUGGCCUAAUAAGAGCCCAUAAGAAGAGUUGUAAUAUCAGGCUUAAUUCAAAAUACAUAUGCGUCUGAAUAUAA